GAGUUCUAUUGUUGUUUACAUACACUUCUUAGUUGACAAUAGGCUAGCAGACCAUUUUUAGUAUAAAUAGACAACAUCAACAGGGUGGUGAUUACUCGAGUAAACAUGUUUUCCAAAGUUAAGGAUGAAUUUUCACAAGAAAAUAAAUACAGCUCGCAAAUUGAUGUAGGGGAUGAUUUUAAUGGUGAUGAGGAGCAACCCUUAGGAACGGUGUAUAUCUGCGCUAACUGCACGACGCACGUUACCCUCACACCGUCUUCGGCACUGUGCUGCGCCACAUGCGAGCACUUGACAGGAUCUUCCACCGUUUUCUAUAAGGUGCGCACACAAGCAACAACCUACGAUACCAUUUAAUACCAAUCCCGUGAAUACGAAAAGAAAAAUGAAUUGCAGUAUUGGAGUGAAGAGCGAAGGGAAGGCAUGCCAUUUAUUUCUAACCUUUAUUUCUAACUUUUGCUAAAAGUGUAUUGGAACGGCUGGUUCAUUUAAUUUCCCUCGUAAAAAUCGUUGGAUCUCCAUAUGAGGGCAUAAAAAGGGGUAUUGUAUUGCAGGACUGACUGAGAAGCGA
Phytomonas sp. EM1 is the source of this 568-nucleotide messenger RNA. NCBI's taxonomy places the organism in Eukaryota, Euglenozoa, Kinetoplastea, Trypanosomatida, Trypanosomatidae. The record is from the annotation of a GenBank genome assembly.